Penicillium macrosclerotiorum is the source of this 999-nucleotide messenger RNA. RefSeq lists its product as uncharacterized. The transcript has a single exon. The record is from RefSeq and is a predicted model, not a curated record. The coding region runs from base 1 to 999 and encodes 332 amino acids. Gene Ontology annotation, biological process: canonical NF-kappaB signal transduction. NCBI's taxonomy places the organism in Eukaryota, Fungi, Ascomycota, Eurotiomycetes, Eurotiales, Aspergillaceae.
AUGGCCUCACAAACUCCCUUGGGCGAACAGCCUGCACCAAUGCCCGCAGACGACUACGCCCAACCCAGCCGAAGUAAAGGCCGAUUCCGCUUCAAGAGCAGCUCCUCGCGCGACGGCAAGCGUUCCCAUCGCAGACAUGAAUCCCCUUCCCGCGAGCGCAAACGACACCACAGCUCCCGGCGGCACCGCUCACCGCGCAGCUCGAAACGGCGCCACAAGCAGCGUGCCUCACCCUCGCCGGACCCGCACGCGCCUCCCACGCUAGACCCCGAAGCUGCCUUCCGAGAAUCACUCUUUGACGCGAUGUGCGACGACGAAGGCGCCGCAUACUGGGAGUCCGUGUAUGGCCAGCCGAUCCACACAUACGCCGUGCCCGGGGUACCGAAGGGCCCAGAUGGCGAACUUGAGCAGAUGUCGGACGAGGAGUAUGCAGCGUAUGUGCGGGCGCGGAUGUGGGAGCGUACACGGGAGGGGAUGCAGGAGGAGCAGGAGCGGCUGCGGGCAGAGCGCCGGAAGGCCAAGGCGCGCGAGGACACACACAAUGCUCGGGAGCGGGAACGGCUAGGUUUUGAGCGUGCGAUGGAGGAGAGUCUGCGGCGGGGCGCGGAGCGUAAGAGCCGCAAAAAGUUGGAAAGUGCGUGGACGCAGUACCUGGCGCGAUGGGAGGAGAUUGCGACGAGGGCGCAGGGAUCUGGCGGGCCAGGGAAGGAGGACGCUCCGGCUGCGUCGACGCCGCUACGGAAUCUGCUUUUCUGGCCAGUUGAAUCAGGCAAGCGGAAAGAUGUCACGCCAGAUUCGGUACGGGAGUUUAUGCGGCAUGCGCCCGCGGCCGCGGGUCUGUUGGCGACUUUGAAGGUGGAGCGGGUGCGCUGGCACCCGGACAAGAUCCAGCAUCGAUAUAGCGGGCUAGGCAUUGAUGAGGUGGUGAUGCGCAGUGUGACGGAGGUCUUCCAGAUCGUGGAUCGCAUGUGGAAUGAGGAGCGUGAGCGAGCUGGAUGA